Messenger RNA from Drosophila busckii, 1690 nucleotides. RefSeq names its product alpha-N-acetylgalactosaminidase-like. The record is from RefSeq and is a predicted model, not a curated record. Gene Ontology annotation, cellular component: cytoplasm. The transcript has 10 exons. NCBI's taxonomy places the organism in Eukaryota, Metazoa, Arthropoda, Insecta, Diptera, Drosophilidae. Gene Ontology annotation, biological process: glycosylceramide catabolic process; glycoside catabolic process; oligosaccharide metabolic process. The coding region runs from base 369 to 1610 and encodes 413 amino acids. Gene Ontology annotation, molecular function: alpha-galactosidase activity.
CUUAUAUUGAGUAAUGCCGCGCUGUGUAAAAUGGUCAUUGGCUUGAAUGUUGCAAAGGCAUAGAAUAACUUGAUAACCUGAAUCGCUCGCUGUGAACUUGCCAGCAGUAGUGUUGAUAAGGAGCCUUUCCAACAAAGAGCAGACUCCCUGCUGCGUCUAAUAAGUAUUUUCUGAACUGAAUGUUCAGUCAAUGUGCCUACUUCAAUUGCAAUUAACAAACUGACGCUUGUACGCAUGUUUGCGCAAGCUGAUUGGGUAAAUACAGUUAUCUAAAGAUUGCCGCCCAGGUAUAAGCACUCUACGCAACAACUAUAAAAACCUAAGACAGCGUAAGCAGGACGCAUAAGGUGUCCAAAGCUCAAAGUAGCAUGUGGAAAAUCUCAGGCAUAUUGCUCUUGCUCCAGUUGCUGCAAGGUGCUCUAACUUUAGAUAAUGGACUGGCACGCACACCUCCCAUGGGCUGGAUGUCCUGGCAGCGUUUUCGCUGCAUAACGGAUUGCAAAUCCUAUCCAGAUGAGUGCAUAAGUGAAUCGCUGUUUCGUCGUCAUGCAGAUUUGCUGGCGGACGAGGGCUACGCUGAAGCUGGCUAUGAAUACGUUAUUAUUGAUGAUUGUUGGCUUGAAAAGAAUCGUGAUACAAAGACCAAUAAAUUGGUUGCAGAUCUUAAACGAUUUCCAAGUGGGCUCAAUGCAUUAGCAGAUCAUAUACAUGACAGAGGACUCAAGUUUGGCUUGUAUCAAGAUUUUGGCACACACACCUGCGCAGGCUAUCCUGGCGUCAUUAAUCAUAUGGAGCUCGAUGCUCAAACUUUUGCAGAUUGGCAGGUGGAUUACGUGAAGCUGGACGGUUGCUAUGCCAACAUUAGCGACAUGGCAGUGGGUUAUCCUGAAUUUGGGCGGUUGCUCAACCAUACAGGACGUCCUAUGGUUUAUUCAUGCAGCUGGCCUGCAUAUCAGGAGCCCAAUGGCGAAAUGCCUGACUAUGAAUCCUUGAAGCAACAUUGCAAUCUCUGGCGCAAUUGGGAUGACAUAGAUGAUUCACUUGAGUCGCUGCUGCAGAUUACCGACUACUUUGCCAAGAAUCAGGAUAGAAUACAGCCACAUGGUGGUCCAGGACAUUGGAAUGAUCCCGAUAUGCUACUCUUGGGCAACUAUGGCUUGAGCUACGAUCAAAGCAAGUUACAAAUGGCCAUCUGGGCUAUAAUGGCGGCGCCCUUAAUAAUGUCCAAUGACUUGGCUAGCGUGCGGCCUGAAAUAAAGGAUAUUUUACAAAAUCGCCAUGUUAUAGCUGUAAAUCAGGAUCCUUUGGGCAUACAAGGUCGCCGACUGCUGGUGAAGAACAAUAUUGAGGUCUGGCGUCGUCCUAUAACACCAGAGGCUCCAAGUGGCGAGUACUCCUAUGCUUUAGCCUUCGUUAGUCGUCGCACAGAUGGUGCACCCUACUCUAUAAGCUUUACGCUUAAGGAAUUAUACUUGAACAACCUGAAGGGCUACGGCGUGCAGGACUUGUACAAGAAUAACCUUGAUAUGGGCGUUUUUGGCUUGGAAAGUCAAUUUAAAACGCGUGUCAUACCCAAUGGCGUUACUUUCUUCAAGUUUACGGCAUUGUAAGCUUAUCUUUAAUCCUAUACAGUACUAAACAUUUGUAACUUGCAAUUUAACUUAAGCGCUUACUAAACAACAAUAAUAAU